Fulvia fulva is the source of this 585-nucleotide messenger RNA. Its product is annotated as Transport protein particle subunit bet3. Gene Ontology annotation, biological process: endoplasmic reticulum to Golgi vesicle-mediated transport; intra-Golgi vesicle-mediated transport. Gene Ontology annotation, cellular component: cis-Golgi network membrane; TRAPP complex; cytosol. The transcript has 3 exons. Bases 1 to 585 code for a protein of 194 amino acids. The record is from RefSeq and is a predicted model, not a curated record. Lineage: Eukaryota; Fungi; Ascomycota; Dothideomycetes; Mycosphaerellales; Mycosphaerellaceae.
AUGACCUCCAAGGCUGCCCGUCUGGGCGAAGAAUCGCGAGUCGAGAAGAUCAACGCCGAAGUCAUCACCUUGACAUACGGCACUAUCGUCGCCCAACUCUGCCGCGACCUCACGCUUCCGAACACCGCCCAGAAGACCGACUAUGCCGCCGUCAACCAUGAGCUGGAUCGGAUGGGAUACAACAUUGGAUUGCGACUAGUUGAAGACUUUCUUGCAAAGUCGAACACAGGCACCUGCAACAACUUCCGAGAGACUGCUGAGAUCCUAUCAAAAGUUGGCUUCAAGAUAUUCAUGAACAUCACACCUCUGGUCACAAGCUGGAGUCAAGAUAACAAGGCCUUCACUCUGGUGUUCGAGGAGAACCCACUCAGUGACUUUGUCGAGCUCCCAGAUGAUGGAAGGGCACAAGAUGAGUUGUGGUUCAGCAACAUACUCUGUGGUGUGAUCAGAGGCGCUCUGGAGAUGGUGCAAAUGCAAGUCGAGGCGCACUUCAUCAGCGAUGUGCUUCGCGGAAACGACACAACAGAGAUGCGCAUCACCUUGAUACGUUUCAUUGAGGACGAGAUGCCUCCAGAUGACGAGUAG